Manis pentadactyla (Chinese pangolin) is the source of this 1472-nucleotide messenger RNA. RefSeq names its product thymic stromal lymphopoietin (gene TSLP). The transcript has 3 exons. Lineage: Eukaryota; Metazoa; Chordata; Mammalia; Pholidota; Manidae. The record is from RefSeq and is a predicted model, not a curated record. Gene Ontology annotation, molecular function: cytokine activity. Bases 1 to 753 code for a protein of 250 amino acids.
AUGGGUGCUUCUGGCUUUCUCCAGAGAGACGCCAGGCAUUCCGGGGAGGCAGAAUCCAGCGGUGUAGAACCCCAGGCGGGGACUGAGCUCCCAGGGAUUCCGGGAGAAUCUCCCCCUUUCCGCAUCCCCCAGGAGAAAAGACAAAUCGGGAACUGGGAACCGGGAACGCGGUCGGGGCAGCCCCUCCCGAACUGGAGCCCCGGCGCUUGGCACCGCCUCCCUGCGGUUCGUCGCGCGGCCGCGAGCCUUGGGCGGAGCAAGCGUCGGCCCGCCCUUUCUCCUCCAGCGCCCUCGGCUGCGCCCAGGGCGCCCUUCCUUCCUUCCCCUUCGUGGGCUCUUACCCCCUCUUCUCGACCGAAACCUUUCCUCUUACUCCCAUCGCUUUUGCUGCGCCUCCCUCUGCUCCCUACCCACGCUGCCCCCUUUCACUCAUUUCUUAACUUCCUUUUCUUUUUUCUCCUGGCGUUUUCUCCUUUUCUCGUGAACUUUGCCGCCUGUGAGCAGCCGGAUUGCCUCACUAAAAUAGAACAAAUUAACUUCAACCCCACGCACGGCUGUCCGUCACUUGCCAAGGAAAUUUUCGCAAUAAGAACUAAUGCUACACUCAUUCUCCAGUGCCCAGGCUACUAUGGAAUUCAGAUAAAUACUCAGGCAAUGAAGAAAAGAAAGAACAGAGAAGUCACAACAAACAAAUGCCUGGAACAUGUCUCAUACUUAAUAUAUUUGUGGCAUCGUUUCAGUCGCAUUUCUUAGAAACAAAAUAAGCCUUCGUUCACGUCUUAUUUCAAGUAACUAAAUAAAUAUUUAUUAGGUAGAUGGAACAUUAACUCUAACUGUGACAUUUAAAGGAUCACAAAUCAUUAUUUUUUUAAUUACAGGAGUCUUAACUUAUUUUUGUAAACUUUUAUUGUUUAAUGUAGAUCUAUAAUGUGGGAGAAUAACCCUCAAAUGUCGGGGAAGACUUUGUAGCUUUGAUGCCUCAGCCACUAGCUUUGUGACAGUAACUCUUUAGCUGGAACUACAUAAGCCUUACUCUAGGGGAAGAAUCUAAAAGUGAAGUUGCAGGAGGGCUUUUUCCCUUGAAAAAGAAGGUUAAACUGAAUAGCAUGUAAACCUCUGUUUAAAAGGCAGGUAUUUCUUCUAGAUGUGCUGACACUCGUGUUCUCAUACUCAAAAUUCACAAAAGAAGAAAAUAAAAGCAAAAGGGGCUGCACAAAAAAAUUGUACCUAGAGUGAAGCCAUUUGAAAGAACUUCCAAGCAAAAUAUUGUGAAAAUACUUAAUUUUAAAAGUGAUCUGACAGAGUGGUGUAUGCAAGCAGAUCCUGAAGAACUGCCUUUGUUAAAGCUAAAAUAUAUAUAUUUUUAAAACUAUGGACUAUAUUUUAAUUUAUUUUGUGAGUAUUUUUAAGAUGUAUAUAUUCCUCUAUAAUUGACACUAUCUGUAUUUCUUAAUAAAACAAUUUUCAAAUUG